GGGGCAGCGAUGGCGGCCGCCUGGGAGGAGAUCCGCAGACUGGCUGCCGACUUUCAGCGGGCGCAGUUCGCCGAGGCGGCGCAGAGGCUGUCUGAACGUAACUGCAUAGAGAUUGUUGCUAAGCUGAUUGCUGAAAAGCAGCUGGAUGUAGUGCAUACGCUUGAUGGAAAGGAGUAUAUCACUCCAGCACAGAUUAGCAGAGAAAUACAGGAUGAGCUUCAUGUUUGUGGUGGUCGAGUAAACAUUGUUGACUUACAACAGAUAAUAAAUGUAGACCUGGUCCAUAUUGAAAGCCGAGCUAAUGACAUUGUUAAAUCAGACAGAACUAUUCAGCUGGUGCUGGGACAGUUUAUAAAUGAGAGUUACCUAGACCAAUUAGCAGAAGAAAUAAACGAUAAACUACAGGAAACUGGUCAGGUGACAAUAUCUGAACUCUGCAAGGCAUACGACCUUCCAGGAGACUUCUUGAUACAGACAUUGUCCCCCCGUCUGGGUAGGAUUAUCCAUGGCCAGAUAGAUCAGGACAACAAAGGAGUGAUUUUUACAGAGGCAUUUGUAGCCCGGCAUCGGGCACGCAUUCGUGGUCUGUUCAGUGCCAUUACUAGGCCUACUCCUGUAACUAACUUGAUCACUCGGUAUGGAUUUCAGGAACAACUGCUUUACUCUGUGUUAGAAGAACUUGUUAACACUGGACGUCUAAAAGGCACGGUGGUUGGUGGGAGACAGGAUAAGGCUGUGUUUGUUCCAGACAUCUAUGCCAGAACACAGAGCAACUGGGUGGACUCCUUUUUCAAGCAAAAUGGUUACCUAGAAUUUGAUGCAUUGUCCAGACUUGGCAUCCCAGACCCUGUGAACUACAUAAAGAAAAGAUACAAGUCCACAAAGCUCUUAUUUCUGAAAGCAGCCUGUGUUGGUCAGGAAAUUGUGGAUCAGGUGGAGGCUUCAGUAGAUGAAGCCAUCAGCUCUGGAACGUGGGUGGAUAUAGCGACUCUUCUGCCCAGUUCAUUAUCCAUAGAAGAUUCUGGAAUUUUGCUUCAGCAAGUGAUGAGAUCUUUCAACAAACAUUUGUCAACUAUAAUCUUCAGUGAUACUAUUGUAGUCAGUGAGAAAUUUAUAAACAGUUGUACUGAUCUGUUCAGGGAGUUGAUGCACCACAAAGCCGAAAAGGAAAUGAAAAAUAACCCUGUUAAUUUAGUCACCGAAGAGGACCUGAAAGAGGCUUCUAUUUUAGAAAAUUCAUCUGCUAACAAAAAAGACAGGAAGGAUGAAAGAAGAAAGAAAGCAACAGAGGGCAGUGGAAGUGUGAGAGGAAGUGGUGGUGGAAAUGCCAGAGAGUUCAGGAUUAAGAAAACCAAGAAGAAAGGAAGAAAGGAUGCGGAGAGUGAUGAGGAAUCACAAGCAAGUAGCACAAGUAGGAAUAAGCAUCUGGAGAUUCCUUUCAUGUCACGGGAAGAGAUUCAAGAUGUUUUAAGGAGCCAUAUAGAGGACUGCCCUGAAGAGCUUAUUACAGAACUUGCCAAACAUUUAAUACGGUCCCUAACAAAGAGCUACCAGGAAGUGGUACGUUCAGUAUUCGUGUCUUCAACCUCUUCUUCAUCUGGAGCUAGCAGGAGGCGGACCAUCAAGGAUUUGCAGGAAGAGGUUUCAAACUUGUACAAUAAUAUCCGAUUAUUUGAAAAGGGAACAAAGCAUUUUACAGAUGAGACACAAACUAAUCUUGCCAAACACAUGCUGAAGACAGUUUGUACAGACAUCACAAAUCUUAUUUUCAACUUCCUUGCUACCGAUUUAAUGAUAGCAUCAGAAGAUUGUACUGCCAUUACAAGUGAGGUCAGGAAAAAGAUUUUAGGUAAAUUACCCGAAGAGACCAGAGGUCCUUUAACUAAGCUACAUACUUCUCUGAAUGGCAAGAGUUUAGAAGACUUUCUUUUGUACCUUGAUUCUUCAGCAGAUGCUUGUGAUAUUAUGGUGAAAAAAGGGGACAAAAAGAAGGAAAGGCAAAUUCUGUUUCAGCAUAGACAGGCUCUGAUUGAACAACUGAAAGUCACAGAAGAUCCAGCUCUUGUUUUACACCUGACAUCGAUCCUGUUGUUUCAGUUUUCAACACAGUGCAUGCUUCAUGCACCAGGAAGAUGCGUACCACAAAUCAUUUCUUUCCUAACUACUAAGAUCCCAGAGGAUCAACAUUCUCUUCUGGUCAAAUAUCAGGGAUUAGUGGUGAAACAGUUGAUGAGUCAGAAUUAUAAGAUUGGACAAGGGGAUGAUGGCACAGUGGAUGAUAACCUAGGGGAGAAAGAAUGUCCAGACACUAUUCGAAAAGAACUGCAAGAAAUCACCGCCUCUCUCAAAGAUCUUGUUCUCAGACCCAGAAAAUCUUCUGUAACAGAGGAGUGA
This is a messenger RNA of Emys orbicularis (European pond turtle), 2394 nucleotides long. It is a transcript of the gene UFL1, whose product is annotated as UFM1 specific ligase 1. Gene Ontology annotation, molecular function: UFM1 ligase activity. The transcript has 19 exons. Gene Ontology annotation, cellular component: endoplasmic reticulum membrane. Bases 10 to 2394 code for a protein of 794 amino acids. The record is from RefSeq and is a predicted model, not a curated record. Lineage: Eukaryota; Metazoa; Chordata; Testudines; Emydidae. Gene Ontology annotation, biological process: regulation of proteasomal ubiquitin-dependent protein catabolic process; response to endoplasmic reticulum stress; protein K69-linked ufmylation.